This is a messenger RNA of Lipotes vexillifer (Yangtze River dolphin), 1355 nucleotides long. RefSeq names its product Yip1 domain family member 1 (gene YIPF1). Lineage: Eukaryota; Metazoa; Chordata; Mammalia; Artiodactyla; Lipotidae. The coding region runs from base 376 to 1296 and encodes 306 amino acids. Gene Ontology annotation, biological process: vesicle-mediated transport. Gene Ontology annotation, cellular component: Golgi apparatus; membrane. Gene Ontology annotation, molecular function: small GTPase binding. The transcript has 11 exons. The record is from RefSeq and is a predicted model, not a curated record.
CCCCGGAUCUCCGGUUUCCGGCAACUCGGCGGGACCAGAGCCUGCGCGGAGAAUCUGAGGCCCGAGGCUUCCUCGCACCAGCUGGACGCUGAGCCCCGCGAGAUGAGGAAAUUGAGGCCCCCAGGAGCCCACAGUCUUACGGCCAGAAGCAGCAGAAUCGGGAAUCAAACCCAGGUCUGUUCGACUCCAGAGCCUGUGCCCUUAACCACUGGCUAGGCUGACUGCCUUUGCUCUCCACUGCCCUCAUAGCCACCUGUCUCAAACCCCAGCCUCCCCUUCCUCAUCCUUCCAUCUCCAGGCUGCACCUGGCCCUUAAACAUCCACACAACCUCUGUAAAUUAUCUUCCUAAUAAUUGGAAGAAGACCCUUGGCUGAAUGGCAGCUGUAGAUGACUUGCAGUUUGAAGAAUUUGGUGAUACAGCCACUUCUCUAGCAGCAAACCCAGAUGCCACCACAAUAAGCAUCGAGGAUCCUGGUGAAACCCCAAAACACCAGCCAGGACCCCCAGGAGGCUCAGGGAGAGAAGAGGAUGAUGAGUUACUAGGAAAUGAUGACUCUGACAAAACUGAGUUACUUGCUGGACAGAAGAAAAGCUCCCCCUUCUGGACAUUUGAAUACUAUCAAACAUUCUUUGAUGUAGACACUUACCAGGUCUUUGACAGAAUAAAGGGGUCUCUUUUGCCAAUACCAGGAAAAAACUUUGUGAGGUUGUAUAUCCGCAGCAACCCAGAUCUCUAUGGCCCCUUUUGGAUAUGUGCCACGUUGGUCUUUGCCAUAGCAAUUAGUGGGAAUCUUUCCAACUUCUUAAUCCAUCUGGGAAGGAAGACAUACCAUUAUGUGCCCGAAUUCCGAAAAGUGUCCAUCGCAGCCACAAUCAUCUAUGCCUAUGCCUGGCUGGUUCCUCUUGCACUCUGGGGUUUCCUUGUGUGGAGAAACAGUAAAGUUAUGAACAUCGUUUCCUAUUCGUUCUUGGAGAUUGUGUGCGUCUAUGGAUAUUCACUCUUCAUUUAUAUCCCCACAGCAAUACUGUGGAUCAUCCCCCAGAAAGUGGUCCGCUGGAUUCUAGUUAUGAUUGCCCUGGGCAUCUCAGGCUCUGUCUUGGCAAUGACAUUUUGGCCAGCAGUUCGUGAGGACAACCGACGCAUCGCAUUGGCCACAAUUGUGACGAUUGUGUUGCUUCACAUGCUGCUUUCUGUGGGCUGCCUGGCCUACUUUUUUGACGCACCAGAGAUGGACCAUCUCCCAACAAGCACAGCUGCUCCAAACCAAACAGUUGCAGCAGCGAAGUCCAGCUAAAGGGGAAAGGCCUACUUCAGAUACUCUGUCCUUGGUGGAGUUUUGCUUUACUUCUCCAG